UUUUUUCUAAAAGCUCUUCUCUUUUUAAGUAGAAUAUGGCCUAAAUCGAUCGGGUCAGUUGUCCGAAAUACCCGUAAACAUUUGUAUCUUAUAGAUUGAGGUAAUUGGCGGAUAGCCCGGGGUUGUUAAGGUCGCGUUUUAACUUUAACUCCUCACCAAAUUUACGUAAGAGAACUCUCCCAAACAAGCCAGAAGAGAUUAAAGAGAUAGUGGAUGGCCUGUCGGAAGUAAAAAUCAACAGAGGUGUAUUCGGACUACAACCGUGAAUUAAGUUAGUGUCGCAAAUGAACAACUUCCAUUGUACUCCUGUCAGGAAUGAACGUUUCAUGUCGUCUCAGGGGCAUCCGACUCCUGUAUCAUUCCUGAUAAAACCAACAUGUCUGGACCGUUCCGAACUUUAGAAACAUAAAGUCCCCGGAUGCCUCACGUUUAUCAAUGGACGGCUAAGCUGGAAAGCUCAAAUUGGUAUACUAUGGAACUUUGCAGCUCCAUUCACAGCCCAUUUAUCGAGACAAUAAAGAAGGACCACCAUUAAAAUGGAGUAGUUCCGCGACGCUAUAAUAGAGUCGAUGGGGUCUUCCUCCGCCACCACUUGUAGCUUCGGCCGACAAUAAAACUCAACAAGUGCCCCAGACCACUCUUGGGAAAGGCACUUCGCCAAGGCCAAAAUUGGUAAAAUACACCGUCGGGGGAAAAACGCUCGGGCGGCGCUGGACGGCGUUUCGAUCGAUUCGGUCCGAAAUAAAGCGCGUGAGCCUCGUUUUUGGCGGAGAGGGGGAUAUUUUGAUUCCGGGGGUUGGCAGCAGUGAACCCCUGGCUCGUUCAACUCUCCAGUCCAACCCCGGGCCUUAUGUAACAAGUGCGUCUAACCCCCGGCAGACCCACCCCCAACAACAAGCUACACUCUGUGGAAAUAUCGUGCUUUUGAGUUAUCGCUCUUUCUAGUUUUUCACCAUUAUUUUCUUUAGUAAACAGUUGAGUUUUGUUUAUUACGCAAUUUCGAGUUUAGUUUUGGUUUUUAACGGGCCCACUUUUUAUUGAACUAAAAAUGAUGCUUCAGAAAACAGCAUUGUGAAUUCCAAGGUAUAUCGAGAGUGCACCUCGGUGAAAUGUCUGAACGGGUAGAAGUGAUCCGUUGGUCAUGAGACAUGUGGGCGGCUGUCACGAGGUCUUUCGAGAUCUUCGUGGCCUUCUUCGAAUACUACGCCGCAAGAGCGCAACUAGACACUACAGGAAGCGGUGGGAGCAAGUCUCCUGGAGGGACGACUCCAGGAGCAACAGGACCGGACUCGAAAACACCACCCGCACCUCACAAAGCUCUUCACAAUGUCAAAGGAGGAGAACAUCCUUCGGGCGGGGAAGACCCUUCCAUGGCUUUCCUCCAAAGCAGAUCGAUAUCCUUGGUGGACAUGUACAUCGACAACUCUGAGCCAUCUGAAAACGUCGGACAGAUUCACUUCAGUCUGGAGUACGAUUUCCAGAACACUACUCUCAUUCUCAGGAUCUUAACGGCUAAGGAACUUCCGGCUAAAGACAUGAGUGGUACUUCCGACCCUUACGUCAGAGUCACUCUCCUACCUGACAAGAAGCACCGACUCGAAACGAAGAUUAAGCGAAGGACCCUAAACCCAAGAUGGAAUGAAACUUUCUAUUUUGAAGGUUUUCCUAUUCAAAAGCUUCAAAGUAGAGUCCUGCACCUUCACGUCUUCGACUAUGACAGAUUUUCUCGUGACGAUUCAAUCGGCGAAGUUUUCCUACCUCUCUGCCAGGUCGACCUUUCGGAAAAGCCUUCUUUCUGGAAGGCGCUGAAACCCCCUCUUAAAGACAAAUGCGGCGAGCUGCUCACAUCUCUCUGCUACCAACCCAGCAACAGUAUUCUGACCAUUACCCUUCUCAAAGCGAGGAACUUAAAAGCAAAGGAUAUCAACGGGAAAUCCGACCCGUAUGUGAAAGUCUGGCUGCAGUUCGGAGACAAACGAAUCGAAAAGAAAAAGACCCCGAUCUUCAAAUGUACUCUGAACCCCGUAUUCAACGAAACGUUCAGCUUUAACGUCCCUUGGGAAAAAAUCAGAGAAUGUUCCCUUGACGUCAUGGUUAUGGAUUUCGAUAAUAUCGGGCGUAACGAGUUGAUCGGAAGAAUCCUGCUGGCAGGAAAAAAUGGUUCUGGGGCAAGCGAAACAAAACACUGGCAAGAUAUGAUCACGAAACCGAGGCAGACUAUCGUACAAUGGCAUAGGCUGAAACCAGAAUAAACUCGAAAGGGACAGUGUGCAGUCAAACGUAGGAACAAACUCCUUGUCCCCUAGACCUAUAAUUUUCCUGACCCUGAAGACUUAGAAUGUUUUCAUAUUGUUUACAUAUUAUCAAUGUAAUUGGAAAUACGGCGAUCGGCUCUCUGAAUCGACUCUGCGGCCGAUCCCUUUAUGUUUAUCCUGAUAACUUUACACUAUUCUCUCAUCCAAAAUCUUCUUAGACUUGUCUUACAUAUUCAUUCUAAGAGGCUGAUAUGGAUAUCUAUUUUUGUGAAGUUUUAAAUCGUACAAAUAAUAUUGUGAAAAAAUAAUAUAUAUGAAUUUAAAAAUAAAAAAGUGAAGAAAUAUUUAGUCUGAUUA
Molecule: messenger RNA, 2612 nt
Organism: Cimex lectularius (bed bug)
Lineage: Eukaryota; Metazoa; Arthropoda; Insecta; Hemiptera; Cimicidae
Gene: Syt7
Product: synaptotagmin-7
Exons: 12
Coding region: 1149-2252 (367 amino acids)
Biological process (GO): vesicle fusion; regulation of calcium ion-dependent exocytosis; cellular response to calcium ion
Cellular component (GO): synapse; membrane; axon
Molecular function (GO): calcium-dependent phospholipid binding; SNARE binding; phosphatidylserine binding
Source: RefSeq, a predicted model, not a curated record